GGUUUUGACUCUGAGUGGGGAAGAAGUAGAGGAAACAGAGAUUGCAGGUUUUGUAGCUGAUCAGCAAACUUUCUUGUCUUCAAAUGUAAAACAUAGUCAAUUGUUACAGGUCACUGGCAGUUCAUGUCGCCUGGUAAAUGAAAGCACAGGCCAGCUUGUAUGUGAGUGGAAACCCCCAGAAGGCCGCAACAUUUCGGUUGUGACUGCAAACAACAAUCAAGUAGUAGCUGCAGCAGGGCAGCACAUCUACUAUCUCACUAUCCAGCCGUCUAACCUCAAACUAGAGGCUUGGACCACAGUGGAGCAUGAGGUGGCUUGCUUAGAUGUGUCUCCUCUGUGGGAGGAAGACAUGGCUUCUGUGGUUGCUGUUGGCCUGUGGACUGACAUUUCAGCGCGUGUGCUUGCUUUACCAUCCCUUGAAGAGAAUGCCAAAGAGUUCCUAGGAGGGGAUAUUAUUCCUCGUUCCAUCCUGAUGACAACGUUUGAGGGCCAUCAUUACCUCCUUUGUGCUAUGGGCGACGGGCAGCUUUUCUACUUUAGUUAUGCACCUGCAACAGGAUACUUAUCAGAUAAAAAGAAGGUUGUCCUCGGUACUCAGCCAACGACUCUAAGACGGUUCCGCUCACUCUCCUCGACAAAUGUUUUUGCCUGCUCUGACCGACCCACAGUCAUAUACUCAUCCAAUCAUAAGCUUGUAUUCUCAAAAGUUAAUUUGAGAGAAGUAACUCACAUGUGUCCUCUUAAUGCUGAGGCUUAUCCAAACAGUUUGGCCUUGGCAACAAGUGAGGGCAUCACUAUUGGUACCAUUGAUGAGAUUCAGAAGUUGCAUAUUCGCACGGUCCCUCUAGGAGAAACUCCACGUCGAAUUGCGUAUCAAGAGGAAACAGAGACAUUUGGGGUGAUUACCAUGCGUGUGGAUGUUACGGAUAGUAAUGGAAUCAGAAGUGGUGGAAUGAGUGCGUCCUUAGGAGCGCACACUACCUCCUCUGCCUCCAACACUUCCAGCCUCCUUAAGCCUCCUGUACAGCCCCCACCAGAGCCUGGCCAGGAAGUGGAAACUCACAAUCUUCUAGUAAUUUCACAAAAUACAUUUGAAGUGCUCCAUUGUCAUAGUUUCCACCCGGGGGAGUAUGGCCUUAGCAUCUGUUCUACCAGACUAAAAGAUGACCCGACUGUUUAUUAUGUAGUUGGAACAGCUCUAGUUAAUCCUGAGGAGUCUGAAUCCAAGCAGGGUCGCAUCAUCCUCUUCUCCUUCACUGAUGGCAAAUUGCAGCAGGUUGCUGAGAAGGAGAUCAAAGGUGCUUGCUAUUCUCUCUGUGAGUUCCAGGGUAAACUUCUAGCUGCAAUCUCUAGUACUGUUCGGCUGUUUGAAUGGACAAAUGAGCGUGAAUUGAGGUUAGAAUGUUCCCACUUUAACAAUGUAGCUGCUUUGUAUUUGAAAACAAAGGGAGACUUCAUACUGGUUGGUGACCUAAUGAGGUCCAUGACGCUCUCUGAAACACUAGAAGGUAGUUUUGAAGAGAUUGCUAGGGACUAUGAUCCCAACUGGAUGACUGCUAUAGAAAUUCUUGAUGAUGAACUAUUUCUUGGAGCUGAACACUCACAUAACCUCUUUGUGUGUCACAAAGAUAGUGCGGCCACUUCUGAUGAGGAACGCCAGCAGAUGCAGGAGGUUGGUCGCUUCCACUUGGGAGACUUUGUAAAUGUUUUCCGUCAUGGGACACUGGUGAUGCAGGGAGUGCCAGAAGCUACAACAGUAACACAAGGCUGUGUUCUUUAUGGGACUGUACAUGGAGCUCUUGGUUUGGUGACUAGUCUGAAUUUAGAACUAUACAACCAACUACUGGAGAUGCAAAAACGUCUAGCAAGAGUUAUUAAAUCGGUUGGAAAGAUUGACCAUGAUUUUUACAGAAGUUUUAGUACUGAACGUAAGACGGACAGAUGUGAAGGCUUCAUUGAUGGAGAUCUUAUAGAAAGUUUCCUUGACCUCAGUCCUGACAAGAUGAAGGAAGUAGCACAAGGACUUUUGAUCAGUGACGGUUCAGGAAUGAAAGUUGAGGCAACCCCGGAGGACUUAAUUAAAACGGUAGAGGAACUUACCAGGAUACACUAAUACAGACUGGAAAUUUUGGAAAAAUGAACUUUAGAACAUAUUAAAGUGAAGAAGUGUUUUUAAUUAUCAUUAACCCCUUUUUCCUUUCUAACAAGGUAUGCAUAUAAGUUUGAUGGCUAUUCAUUUGGAAAAUCAGUGUUUGAUUGUAAUAUAUUACAAAGAAUUGUGUUGGUUAUUUACGUUUUGCUUGUUCCCAUAUAUAAGACUUAUAAUGUUAAAGAUUCUCAAUAUAUUCACGUUGAAUAACAGCAGAUUAUUAUGAUAUCAUAUUUUAAACUUAUAGCGAGCAAGUGUUGCAAAUAGGACUUGUCUUAGCAUAACCACAACCAGUGAACCAAAAUGCAGUUGUACUAGUAAUAACAGACGGAGCGCAAAAUGUGUAUAGGAAUAGAUGAAGGUAAAGAAUUUAUACAUAGCUUGUAGAAUUACUACUUCUUGCUUGAAUCAGGAUGAGUUGGAAUUUGCAUGUGUAUUUUGAUAUAGUAAAUACUGAGUAUAUGUGUACAGGGACAUUUGACUGAGAAGGUUAGGAGAAUGAAAGCUUGGGGAACUCUUUAUUUUUAUAUAUCUGCUAUGGAAUGUGUGGUUUAUUUUUCCAAAUUAUUACGUUAUUAAUUGUUUUUUAAUUCUUUUAAUUAUUAACACAAGAAGAUGUUUGCCUCUUCAUAAAGGGGAGUUUAUCUUUGGUAAUGUGGUGGCUUAAAGCAGGUUUAUUGAUAAGAUAGAAUAAGGAAAAUAUAGUAAGACCAGUGAAUAAAAUUUAAGAAUGAGCUUCUUUUGUUGGUUAUCCCAGAGACGGAAAAUUUUGGAGUACAUUUAUGAACUCAGUAUUUUAGCUGCAUUAAGGUUCAUAUCUAGUUGUGCUAAUGUAAUAGUUGUAUUUCUUAAUGCAGUAAAAACACUCGUUCUCAUGAAGAGAAUUAAAUGAUAAAGAACAUUACUGACAUUUGUUCCAUAGGAAGGCUGUGAAACAAAACAAAAAAAUAAAUUGAGAAAAGCAAGAGCAAAUCAUCAAUACAUAUCUUCAUUUCAGUCGUAAAUUUUGAUGCUUAACCAGUGCUGUGUUUUUGCUAUUUGUGUUACAAAGUUUAUGGGGACCUGAGUGUUUGAAGCAGAAAAGACAAUUGCAGAGCUGUAUCACCAUCACAGUGUAAUUUGGAAACAGUUGCUUAUGGAGCUAGGAAAUGGAAUAAUGAUUUUUUGUACAUCAGAAAGUUACAUUUUAGUGGGAGAUAUCACUGUAUAUCAAACUUAAAUUCACUUGCUCAUGUAAAUUGUCACUAUCUUUCACCUGUAAACUUCAUUUGAUAAUAAAAUUAUUAGAAAAUUAA
Molecule: messenger RNA, 3444 nt
Organism: Penaeus vannamei (Pacific white shrimp)
Lineage: Eukaryota; Metazoa; Arthropoda; Malacostraca; Decapoda; Penaeidae
Source: RefSeq, a predicted model, not a curated record